Olea europaea var. sylvestris is the source of this 1353-nucleotide messenger RNA. RefSeq lists its product as uncharacterized. The coding region runs from base 317 to 637 and encodes 106 amino acids. The transcript has 3 exons. The record is from RefSeq and is a predicted model, not a curated record. NCBI's taxonomy places the organism in Eukaryota, Viridiplantae, Streptophyta, Magnoliopsida, Lamiales, Oleaceae.
GGGACUGAAUAAUUUAAUAAUUUUUUACCUUCAUCUGAACAACACUAAGUAUGAGUGCUGAACUUGUCUCCAUAUUUUACGUUUUUAUCUGAUGGUAUCAGAACUUUUGGAAGAGGAUGGUAGAUGACCGAAGUUUAGGACAGUCAUAAUAAAUUGAUUUUAUUACUUAUUCAAAAGCAUUAUAAGUUCCCUUUUCCACAACCAUUAGCUAGGACCUGCUGGUUUCGAUCCUUACUAACAAAACCACCAGAUUUAAGGCAGCUUUCAUUGUAAAAACCUCACCAUCCCCUAUCCCAGAUGUCUUCUGUUCUUUCCAAUGUGGGAUUCAAAACUUCACCUCAAAACCCCCAUUCCAUUCCACCCGAACCCACUUUAUAUUUUGUUUUACCUUGUUGAAUCUUUCUGCUAUUUCCACUCAUCCUUGUUGAGGGAUGUGAAAGAUACACAAUCUACAGGGUUGAAGGGGAUCUGCGGUUAUGUUGACCUUUUUAUUGAAGGAUGUGUUCAAUCUACUUCCAAAUUCCAAUGUAUGAACGAAUUAAAGCUUUCGCAGGGUCCUUGGGUUAUUGUUGCAGUGCCUAUGGAUUCUGGAAAGAUUACCUUGUCAAGGAUGCUUCUUAGUUGGGCUUCUAAAUAGGGUUGGAAACCUACUUUUUAGAUUUAGACAGAGACAAAGAUCUAUAGCAAUUCCUUGAUCCAUUGCUGCAAAUCUGGUUGAACUGCCCGCUGAUCCAGUGGAAGGAAUAUCUCUUAAUAUCCUCUAGUUUACUUCCAUGGACAUGUAGUUGGGUACAGUAUUUUUGCUAAGUAUUGCAGGGGACUAGGCACUACAAUGGACAAGAUUUUAGCUUCUUUUCUUUUUUAAUAUCAAGUCCUGCCCAAUAUUUGUGCACGAACCAUACAUUUAUUGGCUAUUGCAAGUGUUCCACUAAUUCAUUUAGUGUCUGUUUGUUUCCAUCAAUAGUUUGUCAUUUUUUUGUUGCCUUUUCCCCCGAUGUGAACUUGGUUUUUUCAGUGUUAAUGUAGUUCUUUUCAAGGUACUCAUGAAGGAAAUUGCCCAACUUUGGAGAGACAGCUUGCCAAAAAUGCUGAGGCAUGGUGAUAAAUACCUUGGGAUGGAUAAAAAUCAUUUUAAUCACUCAAACAUAUCUGAUGAAUUAAAAAAUAAGUUCAUAAUAGUGAUUGCACUUAUACCAUGUUAUCUAAUAUUUUACUUCCAUUUUUUGACGGUGCUCCAUGCAAUUAAUAGGUUUUUAAUGCAACCAUUGUUCUGAUUCUGGAUCAGAUAUGGUGCAUUCAUCAAAUAAUGAUGCUACCAAUUCAAUUAGGCAUGCUAUUAUUCAUUUUCUCUCA